This is a messenger RNA of Cloeon dipterum, 3541 nucleotides long. RefSeq names its product cytochrome P450 18a1 (gene Cyp18a1). Gene Ontology annotation, cellular component: cytoplasm; intracellular membrane-bounded organelle. Gene Ontology annotation, biological process: xenobiotic metabolic process. NCBI's taxonomy places the organism in Eukaryota, Metazoa, Arthropoda, Insecta, Ephemeroptera, Baetidae. The transcript has 8 exons. Gene Ontology annotation, molecular function: heme binding; oxidoreductase activity, acting on paired donors, with incorporation or reduction of molecular oxygen, reduced flavin or flavoprotein as one donor, and incorporation of one atom of oxygen; iron ion binding. The record is from RefSeq and is a predicted model, not a curated record. The coding region runs from base 417 to 2024 and encodes 535 amino acids.
GAAGGUGGGGAGCAUUAAUGCUUACUUAGCAGCCUCCCGCGAGAGACUCACUCACUCACACACACGCUUGGCGCGUUCGUCCGAGCAGACAGACACUCCGAGCGAACCUGAGAGCCUGCGAAUAACCAACCGGCGAGUGUGUUUGGUGUCCCAGUUUCUCUCCCACUGACAGCACUACUAGCCUAGCCGCGCGCGCCACAGAGAAUUAUUACACACCACACACACACACUGCACACUGCACACUCGACACUACUGUUUGCGGCGAGUGCUGCUCCGAGUGAAGUGAAAUACCCCCACCUUGGAGUCAGCCGCGAAGCGCUGUCCUCAGGGACACGAAGUCACCACCAGCCAGACCGAUUAGAGCAGCAGUCUCGUCUCGACCACUCGCACGGCAAGUCACCCUGCACGCAGACACAAUGGUGUUCAGCGAGUUCAUCUACAACUGGCUCCUGCGAAUAGACACCAGCGGGCACAUCGAAAUCUGGCCGUCGCUGCUCGUUUUCUUCGUUGUCGUCUCGAUGGUGUACUUGGUCCAGUUCAUCAACAAGGAGCGCCGUCUGCCCCCUGGCCCUUGGGGCUAUCCGCUCCUGGGCUCCUCGAGCCUCCUCAACUUCCUGCCGCCGACCAAGGAGUUUUACAAGGCUAUGGCCAAGAAGUUCGGUUCCACCUGCUCCAUCCGCAUCGGCAGGAAACUGGUGGUUGUGCUCAGCGACUACCUGACCAUCCGACAGGCCUUCAAGAGGGAGGAGUUCACCGGGCGGCCGAGCUCUGGGUUCAGCUACCUGAUCCAGAAUUACGGCAUUAUCAACUCUGAGGGCCAGAUGUGGAAGAGCCAACGUCGUUUCCUCCACGACCAGCUCCGCACCUUCGGCAUGAAGCUGUUCGGUUCCGGAAAAGAAAAAAUGGAGACCCGCAUCAUGGGUGAGGUCGAAAGCCUUCUGCGCAACCUGGCCAAGACUGAGUCUGAGCCGACCGACCUGAACGCUCCGUUCUCGCUGGCCAUUACGAAUGUUAUCUGCUCGCUGCUGAUGAGCGUUCGUUUCAAGCAAGAUGAUCCGCGCUUUAUCAGAUUCACGGAGCUUAUCGAGGAAGGGUUCAAGCUCUUCAGCAACGUGAUGAUGGUCGGUGACUUCCCCUUCCUGCGUCAUCUGCCUGGCUUCAACUCGGCCUGCAAGAAAAUCGAGCAGAAUAAGGAGGAAAUGGGUGGUUUCUUCCAAGAAAUGGUCAACCAGCAUCGCGACACAUUCGAUCCCGAGCACAUGCGCGAUCUCAUCGACACCUACCUGCUCGAAAUCAAAAAAGCUGAAUCGGAAGGACGCAUUUUGUUCUGCGGCAAAGACUGCGACCGCCAGAUGCAACAGAUCAUCGGCGACAUCUACUCUGCCGGCAUGGAGACAAUCAAGACGACCCUGCUGUGGUACGUCGUGUACAUGCUGCACAACCCUGGCGUCUUGAAGAGAAUGCAGGAUGAGUUGGAUGCUGUCGUCGGCCGCGAACGCUUGCCUCAGCUUUCCGACCAGGCGUUCCUCCCGUACACCGAGUGCGUAAUCAACGAAGUCCUCCGCAUUUCCUCCAUCGUCCCGCUCGGCACCACUCACGCAACCACGAAGGAUUUAGAACUUGAUGGUCAUUUCAUCCCGAAGGACUCCCACAUCAUCCCUCAGCUGUCCGCCGUCCACAUGGACCCGAACCUGUGGGAAGCCCCUGAGCAGUUCAACCCCACCAGGUUCCUCAACGCCGAGGGCAAGGUCGUUAAACCCGAGUUCUUCAUGCCUUUCGGAGUUGGUCGCAGAAUGUGCCUUGGCGAUGUUCUCGCUCGCAUGGAGCUCUUCCUUUUCGCCUCGUCGCUGGUGCACACUUUUGAUAUCAAACUGCCUGAGGGCGCGCCUCUGCCCAAUCUCGACGGCAACGAAGGUGUCACCAUUACACCCGACAGCUUUAAGGUUUGCUUGCAGAGAAGAACGGGUGAUUUUGACUUCCUCAUUGCUGCAACUAGCAAACUCCGAAGUGCUGGUAGUCAGUAAGUGAGAGACAUUAAAGAUUUUCGAAUCUACCCUCCUUUUUCGCUACAAAGUUCCUCGAUUGUCGUGUUUAACUAUUGUAAUUGAUUACAUCAACGUGACAGUUCAUGUACCGACUAUGUGCUUUACUGUAAAUAUAGGCUAGGUUAUACGCACUACAAAGAAAACUCAUGCAUUCGUACAGCAUUUGCAUUUUUUAAAAAAAAGAAAACAAGGUAAAUUUGCCAACUGCGCGGGAGAUUCUCAGAUGUAGAAUUUGCUCAAGUUCCCAUGUAAUAUUAAAAUCGAAGUCGUUGUCUAGGAUUUAUGUGCCAUAUAUCACUCUCACAUUUUUGCGGCCCCGAUUGUGAAGAACACUACGCUAUAAAGUGUUUGUGACUGGCGGACGAACUCUCUUAUCUUGCAAGGCCAACGUUUUCAUUUUUACACUCCACACUUACGUCGAAAGAAUUUCAAUUGUUGGCUGUGUAAUAUUAUUUCCUGUUAGUGUUCAAGCAUUUUCAUGUAAAUAAUACCGCACAAUCCUAAACUAGCAAGUCACCGCGAGUAAACCUUUUUAAACCGACAAAGCAGCUGCUACCACAGGUUUUUUCAAUUAUAUUACACAAUUUAGCGGGGCAUAUAGUCCUUUCUUUUUAAAUCGUAAAUUCACAGGAAAAUGCAAGUUAACUAGUCAGAGAAGCAUUUUUUUCAAUUUGAUGGUUUUCAAUGGAUUGAAAGUGGUGCGCCUGCCUUUGUCUGUUUCAAUUUGUACCAUUUUAUAAUGAACAGAGGAGAGCUAAGAAUUAAUUAAGUACGCACACCCACCUAUUUCAUCUCAUUGAGAGUGACGUAUUUUCCAUGUCCAUUUUGUGAUGUCUUUGUAUUAUAGUGAUUCUUGGUUGAAUCGUUUAUUUUUAGUAAGUUAUUAUGUUCACUGAUGACAUCAGUUACCGCCAAGACGAGCGUAGAAUCUCAAUUUUGUUGAAAUUGAAGUGUUGGCAUACUUUUUACAUUGUUAAAGUCAGGACGAGUUUUGAUGUUUCACGCACAACCAGUCCAUUUCAAACGAAAGCAAUAUCAUAACACAUUUCAGGGGUUCCAUAUUUUUAUACGUGUUUUUAUCCGUCUUUUCGCAUCAGCCAGUAGCGAAAAUAGUAUUUUUGUAUCCUCGAUAUUGCAAAAGAAAUCCUCUCAAUUGUUAUACAUAAUGGCUUGGUGGACGCUUAGUACAAAUUUUCAAUACUGAUCUUGUGUAUGUUAUUUAUUGAUGCGAGCAAAGGAAUUACACACGCACACACACGCACUCUCACGAACACGUAUACACAACUUUGAUAUCCUUCGAUUUGAACCAAUGUAAAUUAUAUUCCUGGAAUUUUGAGCAAUGCCAUUGAAUUUUUGUACUAAAUUUACGACCAUAUCGGAAUUGUAACCACUUUGGCUAACGCAAUGUAAAUAACUAUGUAAAACAAAGAAAGAUUUUUAAUUAUUAAGUGCAGCAAACACACUGCAAGAACAAUAAAGAAAAUAAAAAUAAAAUA